AUGAGUGUGGGAAGGAUCAACCGCUACAGCAUUGUGUCAUCUGAGGAAGAGGGCCUGCGCCUCACUACCAUGCAUGGCAUGAACGGCUUUGGCAAUGGCAAGAUUCACACGCGACGCAAAUGCCGCAACCGUUUCGUCAAGAAGAAUGGCCAGUGCAAUGUGCAGUUUGCCAACAUGGACGAGAAGUCGCAGCGCUACAUGGCCGACAUCUUCACCACAUGCGUUGAUAUUCGCUGGCGAUGGAUGCUGGUAGUCUUCACGCUCGUGUUUGUCGUCUCCUGGCUGGCCUUCGGUUUAGCCUUUUGGGUCAUUGCUCUGCUUCAUGGAGAUUUGGAUAACCCAGCCGGAGAUGACAACUUUACUCCAUGCGUCCUGCAGGUCAAUGGAUUUGUGGCUGCCUUUCUAUUCUCCAUUGAAACACAGUCUACCAUAGGUUAUGGCUACCGCUGUGUGACUGAGGAGUGCCCAGUGGCUGUCUUCAUGGUGGUCUUCCAGUCCAUAGUGGGCUGCAUCAUUGACUGUUUCAUGAUCGGCGCUAUCAUGGCCAAGAUGGCAAGGCCUAAGAAGCGAGCGCAAACACUGUUGUUUAGCCACAAUGCUGUCAUUGCCAUGCGGGAUGGAAAGCUGUGUCUCAUGUGGAGGGUAGGGAAUCUUCGCAAGAGCCAUAUUGUAGAGGCCCAUGUCAGAGCCCAGCUCAUCAAACCUCGGAUAACUGAUGAGGGGGAAUAUAUUCCUCUAGACCAGAUAGACAUUAAUGUAGGCUUCGACAAAGGCUUGGACAGGAUUUUCUUGGUUUCACCCAUCACUAUUCUCCAUGAGAUAGAUGAGGAGAGCCCCUUAUUUGGAAUCAGCAAACAGGACUUGGAGACAGCAGACUUUGAGAUUGUCGUCAUUUUGGAGGGAAUGGUUGAAGCAACCGCCAUGACCACGCAGGCUCGCAGCUCCUACUUGGCCUCUGAGAUCCUUUGGGGUCACCGGUUUGAGCCAGUCUUGUUUGAGGAGAAGAACCUAUACAAGGUGGAUUACUCUCACUUUCACAAAACCUAUGAGGUGCCGUCCACCCCCCGCUGCAGUGCCAAGGACAUGGUGGAGAACAAGUUCCUAGUCCCCAGCUCCAAUUCCUUCUGCUACGAAAACGAGCUGGCCUUCCUAAAUCGAGACGAGGAAGAGGAGGAGGGUGUAGGUGGUGGGAGCAGGGCACUGGCGAACCUCAGUCCAGACCGGAACAGCCGACACGAGUUUGAACGCUUACAGGCCACCAGGGCACUUGAUCAAAGGUCAUAUCGUAGAGAGUCGGAAAUAUGA
Messenger RNA from Stegastes partitus (bicolor damselfish), 1305 nucleotides. RefSeq names its product potassium inwardly rectifying channel subfamily J member 12a (gene kcnj12a). The record is from RefSeq and is a predicted model, not a curated record. Gene Ontology annotation, cellular component: plasma membrane. The transcript has a single exon. The coding region runs from base 1 to 1305 and encodes 434 amino acids. Gene Ontology annotation, molecular function: inward rectifier potassium channel activity. Lineage: Eukaryota; Metazoa; Chordata; Actinopteri; Pomacentridae. Gene Ontology annotation, biological process: potassium ion import across plasma membrane; regulation of monoatomic ion transmembrane transport.